AUGAGAGGGGCCUCCUAUCUCCAGGUCCUGCUCCUACUGCUGCUGGUGCUGCUCGCCUGCGGGCAGCCUUGUGUGUCCAAUCGGAUCGUGGGGGCUGGAGAGUGGCCUAGCAGGUUGCUACACCUGGGUUCCACCUCGCUCCACACUCUCUCAGCACUUGUGCAGAGAAUGCUGCUCCCCUCUACCCCAGACUACUCUGAAGGCGAGGCCCGCGACCUGUUGCUGCUGCAGCUGCAGCUGCGCUGCCGGUUUCCGCCACCGGGUACACUGUGUUGGGUCACUGGCUGGGGCAUCCUCUUCCCAGUACCACUCUUAGAGUGGCAGCAUCUUCAGGGAGUAGCGCCAUUGCUGGAUGCACAUACUUGUGACUACUUCUACCACGUAGGCACCAAUGUGCCUCAUGCUGAGCAUAUAGUGUUACCAGGGAACCUGUGCGCUGGCUACAUCUAGGACCAUAAGGAUGCCUGUCAGGGUGAUUUUGGGGGACCCCUGACCUGCUUGAAGUCUGAUGGUGAGCUGGGGCAAGGGCUGCCUCUGCCCUACAGUCCAGGUGUACAUACCAAAGAAGCCAUUUACAACUGCUGGAGUUAG
Molecule: messenger RNA, 591 nt
Organism: Pteronotus mesoamericanus
Lineage: Eukaryota; Metazoa; Chordata; Mammalia; Chiroptera; Mormoopidae
Product: serine protease 33-like
Biological process (GO): proteolysis
Molecular function (GO): serine-type endopeptidase activity
Source: RefSeq, a predicted model, not a curated record